This is a messenger RNA of Molossus molossus (Pallas's mastiff bat), 2694 nucleotides long. It is a transcript of the gene PECAM1, whose product is annotated as platelet and endothelial cell adhesion molecule 1. Gene Ontology annotation, molecular function: transmembrane signaling receptor activity. Gene Ontology annotation, biological process: cell surface receptor signaling pathway. NCBI's taxonomy places the organism in Eukaryota, Metazoa, Chordata, Mammalia, Chiroptera, Molossidae. The transcript is spliced from 17 exons. The coding region runs from base 454 to 2694 and encodes 746 amino acids. The record is from RefSeq and is a predicted model, not a curated record.
AGAGAAGAAAGUGCCCUCAGCCCCCAGCCUCUGCUUCCUCCGCAGCUCCUCUGGCCAGAGGCCAGAUUUCCUCUUCAAACCGACGUGACAGCUGAGCGAUAAGAAAGGUCACACACUUCUGCUGGCCCCACCAAAGCCAGCUGGAUAUGGACAAAACUAGCCAUACACCAGACUGAGAACCAAUCUGAUAAAUGCAAAACCAAAACCAAAACCAAAACAAAACAAAAACUGCUGCUCAUCAAAAGACACCACUGAAAGGAUAAAAAGCAAGCCACAACCUGGGAGAAAAUAUUUGAAAAUCACAUAAUUGACAAUGGACUUGUAUCCAGAAUAUUGUAUCAAGAUCUCUAGCCCUUACCGGUUUGGCUCAGCGGUUGGAGUGUCGGCCUGCGGUCCAGAGAGAUCCGGGUUCAGUUCUCGCUAAGGAUUCAGCUGGGGUUGACUGCAGGCAAGAUGUGGCCGGGAGCCCUGCUGACACUUCUGCUCUGUUCAAGCCUUGAGGCUCAAGAAAACUCUUUCACCAUCAACAGCAUCAACAUGGUAAUCCUGCCAAGCCAGGAAGUGCAAAACGGGAAGAACAUGACCCUGCGGUGCAACGUGGACAUCAGCACCACGUCUCACGUCAGGCCUCAGCACCAGGUGCUGUUCUAUAAGGAUGAUGUGCUGCUUCGCAAUGUCUCCUCCACGGAGAUGACAGAGAGUUAUAUCAUCCCCCAAGCCCGGGUCUUUGAUUCAGGAACAUACAAAUGCACUGCGAUUCUGAACAACAAGGUGAAAACCACACAGGAAUAUGAAGUGUUGGUGAGAGGAGUGCCUCCUCCCAGAGUGAUGCUGGACAAGAAGGAGGUGAUAGAAGGUGGGGUCGUGAUGAUCAAUUGUUCUGUCCCUGAGGAAAAAGGCCCAGUACAUUUCACAAUAGAAAAAGUCAACCUAGGAACCAAAGAUACCAAGUCAAAAAGAAAAAAAUCUUCUCCGAACCAGAAUUCUGUGUCGCUGGAAUUCACAGUCGAGGAGCAGGAACGUGUGAUCUACUUCCAAUGUCAAGCCAGCAUUGUUUCCGUAAGGCACAUGGAGACCUCCGAAACCACCAAGAGCGACGUGGUCACCGUGAGGGAAUCCUUCUCCAGUCCCAAGUUCUACGUCUACCCUGAGGGGCCGAUCUUAGAAGGUACUCUAAUGCACAUUAAUUGCACCAUUCAAGUGGCACACAUGGCCCUGGCAUUUCCGGAAAUCAUAAUCCAGAAGGACAAGGCAAUUGUGGCGCACAGCAGGCAGGGCAACACGGCCACCUACUCAGCGAUGGCCACAGUGGAGCGCAGCGGCAACUACACGUGCAAAGUGGAAACCAGCCGGAUAUCCAAGGUCAGCAGCAUCGUGGUCAACAUAACAGAGCUUUUUUCCAAACCGAGGCUGGACUCUUCCGCCACUCUUCUGGACCAGGGCGACAACCUGCACCUGUGGUGUUCCACCUCAAGAGCAAUUGUAGACAACUUCACCAUCCAGAAGGAAGACAAGAUUGUGUCGCAGACUAAUACUUUAAUCAAGAAAGCCUCAGAAUGGGACAGUGGGAUAUACACCUGCGUUGCAGGCAUCGGCAAGGUGUUCAAGACAAGCAACGCAGUCCGGAUAACUGUGUGUGAAAUGCUCUCCAAGCCCAGGAUUUUUUAUGACUCCACGUUCGAGGUGAUAAAAGGACAGACCAUAGAAGUCAGUUGCCAAUCCAUAAAUGGAACCUCGCCUAUUUCUUAUCACCUUUUAAAAGCAACUGACAUUUUGGAGAGUCGCAUGGUAGACUCAAAUGAGCCCGCGGUAUUCAAAGAUAACCCCACAGAAGACACGGAGUACCGGUGCAACGCGAGUAAUUGCCAUUCCAACUCCGAAAUGACCAGCGAACCUCUGAUGGUCAAGGUGAUAGCUCCGGUGAUAGAGGUCAAGCUCUCUAUCUUGAGUAAUAAGAUGGUGGAGUCUGGAAAAGAAAUUGUGCUUCGAUGCUUCGUGAACAAAGCAUCUGGUCCAAUCACCUACAAGUUUUUCAGAGAAAAGGAAGUCAAGCCUUUUUAUAAAAUCACUUCGAAUGACACCCAGGCCUUUUGGUACAAGACACAAGCUAGCGUGGAACAGGAGGGCGAGUAUUACUGUACGGCCUCCAACAGAGCCAACCCUGCCCCAAACGUCCCCAAAAGCAACACACUGACAGUCAAAGUCUUUCUUGCCCCAUGGAAGAUAGGACUUAUUGCAGUGGUUGUCAUCGGAGUAAUUGCCCUCUUGGCACUUGGGGCCAGAUACUAUUUUCGGAAGAAAGUCAAGGCCAAGCAGAUGCCCGUGGAGAUGUCCAGGCCAGCAGUGCCGCUUCUGACCUCCAACAACGAGAAAGUGCUGUCAGAUUCUAGUCCUGAAGCCAACAGACCUUACGGUUACAAUGACGAUAUUGGAAACCAUGCAACAAAACCAAUAAAUGAAAAUAAAGAGCCUCUGACCUUGGACGUGGAGUACACAGAAGUGGAAGUGAACUCACUUGAGCCUCAUGAAGGUCUGGGAAGGAAGGGCACCGAGACAGUGUACAGUGAAAUCCGGAAAACUAUCCCUGGCCAGCAGCAGCCAUGGUCCCCGGCCCCGCCCGACCCACAGAGUCACAGUCGCCAGAAUCUGAACUCUAACAAGUUCCCAGAUGUUUCUGAUGCUGACAACAUUUGA